This is a messenger RNA of Polistes canadensis, 1919 nucleotides long. RefSeq names its product FUN14 domain-containing protein 1. The transcript is spliced from 4 exons. Gene Ontology annotation, cellular component: mitochondrial outer membrane. The record is from RefSeq and is a predicted model, not a curated record. The coding region runs from base 127 to 732 and encodes 201 amino acids. NCBI's taxonomy places the organism in Eukaryota, Metazoa, Arthropoda, Insecta, Hymenoptera, Vespidae. Gene Ontology annotation, biological process: autophagy of mitochondrion.
UAUUCGACGAUUAGGUGAGCUAAACGUGUAAUUAAACUAAAUGAAAAAUAUUAUUAAAAAUAAUCGAUUGUUGUCAUUAUUACACAUUACAUAACAAUUUGAAAAUCUACUCUAAAUAUUUGUGUUAUGCCCAAAUUGUCGAAAAAUUCAAUUACGUCGGGAGCAAGAAAAUUAUACAAACGUGCUAAAAUGAAUCUUCCUGGGGAUAAAAGUAGUAAGGAAGGCACCAGUAAAGAAAUAUGUACGUUAGAUGUUUCAAAGGAAGCCAAAAGCUUUUUAGACAAAGUCUUAGGAGACGUAGGUAAAACUUCAGCUACCAAACAGAUUAUAAUUGGUACGACGUCUGGAUGGAUGACUGGUUUCCUUACUAUGAAAGUCGGAAAAGUUGCAGCUUUUGCUGUCGGCGGCGGUAUCAUUAUUUUACAAAUAGCUGCACAUCAAGGAUAUAUCAAAGUUAAUUGGGACAAAAUUCAAAAGAAAGCUGAGAAACUUACGGACAAAGUAGAAGAGAAAAUGACUGGGGAGGGUCCUAGGUUCAUAGAUAAGGUCGAGAGAUACGUUGAUAAAAAAUUAGAUAAAGCAGAACAACUAUUAAAAAAUGGAGAAUCUCGUACAAGACGCUGGUAUCACUCUAUAACUGGUGAUUCGUCAUCUUUCAAACCCACAGAAUUCCAUUUCUUCUUAGCUUCUUUUACAGUAGGCCUCGCAAUUGGUAUGGCUACAGCAAAGUAGGCAAGAACUUGCUUCACUUUGAAUGUUAAUUGAAUAUGUAAUGUUUGUUUAUUCCUAACAAAGAAAUUUCAAACGUAUAAACAUUUAAAUCACAGAUACGAAUUACUGUAUUUCGGUAGUAAAAUAUCGUCAAAGUAAUUAUUAAAAUAUGAAACAUUACAUCUUAGGAAAAUAACUAAGUCAUUAUUUAGUAUUAUAAGAUUAUAGAUCUUUUUUUUCUAUCUAUAAAAUAUACAUCAUUUAAAAAAAUCAUUUCCCAACAAGAAGCCUUCAAACUACUUGUAGCAAAAGUAACGAUUUUAAGAUUUAAGACAUUUGUAUAUUAACGACAAAAUUUUCUUACACUUUACUUUUAUAAAAAUAAUAUUACUAAUGCAUAUAUAUUGAUUUUAACUGAAUUCUAUGUAUAUUUUUAAGAUCAUAUAAUUGUCUUUGAUAAGUAUUAGAAAGAUUAAUUUGUUCUACACGUAACCCUGGCGCAAACAUUUAUUUUCAAUCUCUUAAUAAUAUCAAAUAAUAAAGCGAAAGCUUUUUAUUUUGAUCUGUCUUCGCUUAAUAAUAAGUAUUAUGUUUGAAUUGUGCAUAGAUUUAAUAGAAAGAAUAUUGUUGAAAAGAAAAAAUAAUUUAACGGCAAUUCUGCUAAAGUGUAAUGAAAAUAUUGAAACAAUUGAUUUAUGGGUUUAUCGCGUACUCUUAAACAUAUUAUAUAAUUUUUCUAUACAUAUAAAUAUGUUACCAACGAUAUUAAUUCAUUGUGCAUCUGUCGGAUGAGAAAGUCAAGCGUUACUAGGCGACGAAACAAAACAAAAACGAAAAGAAAGGUAAAGACAAGAAAGGGAUGAUCGAGAACAACAGUCAAUACCUUGUACGAACACGUAGACAGCUAAUUGCGUUGAUACUGACCUUCGUAUUACCAAUAUUCGUAAAUUAGUUUGUCUCUAUAUAUCAUUUAAUUGUAGACAGUUAUAUUUCUGCAUUAUCAUGUAUCCAUAUAUUAAUUACCUUUAGUAAUUAACUGUAUUAAUUUUCAUGCUUUUACCAAGUGAUUUUCUUUCUGUUAUCAUUUAGUUAAUUAAAUAGACUUUUUGUUCUGACAGUCUAUUCAAUCAGCCUGUGAAAUGUAACAAAUACAUUAAAGAUAGUACUUGUAAUGUAAUUUAUGAAGAAAAAAAUGAGAUUUAAGAUAU